Molecule: messenger RNA, 3495 nt
Organism: Daldinia caldariorum
Lineage: Eukaryota; Fungi; Ascomycota; Sordariomycetes; Xylariales; Hypoxylaceae
Exons: 3
Coding region: 1-3495 (1164 amino acids)
Biological process (GO): intracellular signal transduction; protein phosphorylation; microtubule cytoskeleton organization
Cellular component (GO): cytoplasm
Molecular function (GO): ATP binding; tau-protein kinase activity; protein serine/threonine kinase activity
Source: RefSeq, a predicted model, not a curated record
AUGUCUUCUGCUGCAUUGCAGUCAGCUCAUCAGCCAGCCGCCAUCUCUACUCUUAAUACGCCUUCGCCAGCUGCCGGCUCUUCCAACCACCAAUAUACUCCGGGCCAGUCUCCUAGCCGUGACGAUCGAUAUGCUAGCCGCGAGAACGCGAAUUCUCCCCCUUCAUCUUCGAAACUCCCGUCCAGACGACCGAGCGGAAACGGCGCGAGCGCGACCAGCCCAAUACCGACCUAUCCAGACCAACAAGCACAAUCAUCUUCGAUGACGUCCAGAACGGCGUUAGCUUCGCCGGUGCCCGUAGCAGGCAGUCCAGCCGAAUAUGAACGGUCAUCUUCGAACAGGCGAAGAAAUGAACCUCCGGUCGCUCCCCCGCGAACAUCUUCUACGCAACAAACAUCAUCUGGCGUAGCAAACCCCCGAAGAGCCGCCCGUGCUGAGGAGCGGGCUGCGAACUCUCCGAGGCGAACGGGAGAUGGCAGCAGUAGGUCAGGUGCAAAUGGACAGGCGGACCCGGCACGAGCAACAUACGACGACCCGAGCUCCCGAAGUAGAAGACCGGCAUCUCAACAUCUCGCCCAGGAACCUGUUCAGAGGCCAAGUAGUAAUAGAGAUCACAGACAGACUGUGACAACUACGAUGCCUGUCAGAUCCGCCACGAAUGCUUCAGCGAAACAGCCGUCUCGGGAAGCAAGCGAAGUACUUAAUCGCGUCAUCGUAUCUCAACCUGAGGAUGAUAUUGAGAGGGAACAAGAGCGCCUGAAUGAGGCACAAGCCCACUCCGCACGUCGAGUUACCGAUGAUGAUAGCCAAGCUAUUAUUCCUGCGAACGACUUACCCGAAGAAACACGCCGCGGGGGUCGAAGUCGCCACGAUCAUUCUAAGCGCGAAAAGGGAUCCAAGUUUGGAGAUUAUUAUCUAGGAAAUGUAAUCGGAGAGGGUGAAUUUGGCAAAGUCAAAUUAGGCUGGAAGCAAGACGGAGGUGUCCAAGUCGCAAUUAAGCUCAUCCGACGAGAUAGUGUGGGAAACAAUCCGUCCCGAUUAGCCAAGAUCUACAGAGAAGUGGCCAUUUUACGUGGGAUCUCACAUCCUAAUAUUGUUAGGCUACAUGAGAUGUCCGAGACGGAACGUCAUAUCGGAAUAGUUCUUGAGUACGCUUCUGGCGGCGAACUUUUCGACUAUAUUCUCAACCACCGAUUUUUGAAGGAUGGCCCUGCCCGAAGACUCUUCGCCCAACUUAUCUCGGGAGUGGGGUAUCUUCACAAGAAAGGAAUUGUUCAUCGAGAUCUGAAGCUCGAGAAUUUGCUUCUCGACCGUAACCGGAAUAUUAUCAUCACCGAUUUUGGGUUUGCCAACACGUUCGACCCAAAUGACGAACUGACGGAAGAGGAAGAGUUGAAUCUAUCUGACCGUGAUUUUGUUAAGCGCAUCGGUCUAGAUAAGACCAAACCGAACGGGAUGCGCAGAGGUGAUCUGAUGCAAACAAGUUGUGGAAGUCCGUGUUAUGCAGCACCCGAAUUAGUUGUUAGCGACUCGCUCUAUACAGGUCGGAAAGUCGACGUAUGGAGCUGCGGAGUUAUCUUGUAUGCUAUGCUUGCAGGAUAUCUACCGUUUGAUGAUGAUCCCGCCAACCCCGAGGGCGACAACAUUAAUCUUCUCUAUAAGUAUAUCGUGAAUACUCCGCUUACCUUCCCGGAAUAUGUUACUCCUCACGCGCGAGACUUGUUGCGCCGGAUACUUGUUCCCAGCCCGCGAAAACGCGCGGACCUAUUUGAGGUGGCUCGGCAUAGUUGGCUGAGCGAAUAUGCGCAUGUUGUUGAAUUCAUCACUAGUAGCACGACUACAAGCAACGAGAUACAGAAUACGACAGUGCCGAGUGAGGAGGAUGCGGAUGUUGGGAAUUUGGCAAGGAGCGCGUCCGUUAGAGAAGCGUCGAAGACGAAGCAGUCUAACGCAGCUCCAAGCGAUCCGGCGCGGAAGCAGGGCAAAGCUGACGCAGAAGAGCCAACGUAUGGCAAGCAGAAGGAUAAUAAACGACGGACCGUGCAGGUGGAGUAUGUUGCUCCUGUAACUCAGACACAGAGAGGUGAACCGUCAGACGUCCAUUCGUCGCCGCGCGGAAAGACUCGGGCCCGGUCUUCUAGCCAAGGCCCGGUUGAGGUACAUUCUUCGACCGCCGAGAAACCCCUCCCGAGAGAUCCGCCGGUCUCAAAGGACGACUAUGCCACCCCGUCUCGAGACCCUCGAAAGCAACCGAGCACGCAUCGACGAGACGCACCACCCCCUAGAUCGAAUAUACCCCGUACAGCGUCCGAUAAUGCUUAUGUGAGCAAUGCGGUUGCCGGCACGUCGGCUACGAGGCCUACUACUGGAGGCUCGAUGCAAUCGACAGCUUCUAGGUUAGCUUCAUCUACACGAGGAUCGUACGGUCAACCAUUACCCCCAGCCGUUGCCGGUACUAACGCUCAUGGAAGCAUCCAACAACCUAAAGGUUCGAAGAACUACGUUAUCUCGAACCCGAUCCCUCAAGAGUCGCCCGAUAUGGAUUUCGGUCGACCCAGCAUCAGCGUGCCUUCGAAAUUCGCCCAGGUUUCGGGCUUUACUCAAGGACAGCAGCAACAGCAGCAGGGCGAAGCUAAAGGCCACCGCAGAUCUAACACUAUCGGCGAAAUCGGAGGUAAGAUCUUCGGUCGCAGUGGAUCGAUCUUUGGAAGCCGCAAGAAGCAGCGCCCUGAUCAGGGAGACAAGUCGUCCAGAAAAUAUCCCCCGGUCAGUAUGUCGAAUGUUGUGCCUGGUGACUCGAGGACUUCUAUGGAAUCCCGUGCUUCUAGGAGGUCCUUCUCUCUAGGACUUGGUAGGAAGCGAAGCGGUAGCAUCGCCGGGUCUCAAGCUUCACUCGAGAAACCUCAAAAUCACCGUUUCUCUUUCAUGAGGGCGAUAGGUCUGAGCAAGGAACCUGCAACGCCACCUCUCGAGGACUCUCAGCAAGAUCUACCUAUUCAAGAACCUCCUGAGGUUAAUGAGUACAACCAGUACGUUGAAUCGCAGCACAGCUACACCAGCACUGGACAACGAUAUGGAGAUGGGACGUACGAAUCUCUGCACUCGCCGAGGACAGAGUCGGUUCGAGGAGAUCAGAAUUCCACCCCUUCUCAAUCACGGGUCCCAUCUAAUACAAGGCCCACGGCAAUUCCUUCUUAUCUACAGCAGGGUGCUGUUCUAAACUCAGAAUCCGAAUCAUCAAUUGAGAAUCCACAGCGAAAACCCCAAAACACUUCUCCUUACCAGGUCGGCUACGACUCGGACCCCUACAACGCACGCCAGAGCGGCCGUGGAAGUGGAAGAGGCGGCGUCCUUCAGAAGAACAGGAGAUUUGUGGACGCCUACGACGGUGAGGAGUACGGAAGACCUCACGACCACGCCGGUAGCAGCGGUGCGGCAAAGAGAGUGAUGGACUUCUUCAGAAGGCGGGGCCGAGCACGAGGAGGCGAAUCUUAA